Molecule: messenger RNA, 708 nt
Organism: Spodoptera exigua (beet armyworm)
Lineage: Eukaryota; Metazoa; Arthropoda; Insecta; Lepidoptera; Noctuidae
Source: the annotation of a GenBank genome assembly
AUGUCAUCCACUCUUAUUUUCGUUGGUCUUCCUGAAGAUUCGAAGAGCUCUAUUACGAAUGGAUCACCGGUUUUCGAUGCAUAUUGUGCGACCGAGGUCCGGUAUCUUAUUGCGCUUGAUUCGCGACUCCAGAUCUUCUUUACUAUUAACAAUGACAAAUUCAAACAACUAGACUUUAAUUCGCCAUUAGCUGUCUCGAUUACAAGGAUGAGUGGUCGUGGUACAAACACUGCGUCAUUGGAUGCUCCUGUCUGGUGGCUGGUGAAGCGGGGGCGGCCCGCAGUCACGCACGAGUCGACUCGUAACAAUGACGGCACACCCUCACGGAAGCUGCCGCCAUUACAUGCUCUGCUACUCGUCCUGUCCGUCUGCGCUUGCGUUGCGGUCAUCCGCAAUCUUAGCUCCAACUAUUGCAUUCUUUACAAAUCGAUUGCUUUGAGCAUUUUGUGCCAGGUGUUGAUUUGGACCCUAACGUCAGUUUCCGGUUGCUCCAGAAGUAUCGCCGAUACAAGUUUACUUGACAUCAACUCCUUCGUCAUCACGAGCCUGGAUUACAACGAGUUGGGAUCGGCAAACGAGCUUACGGAUAACCUGAUGGCUGAGGCCCCAGUGCGCCAAAUAAGCAAAGGGGUGGGAUUCAAAAGUUCCAAGCAAGUUUCCUACCUCGCUUUGGAAGGCCUGACCAAAAAAUCCCCACGUUCCAUCUAA